This is a messenger RNA of Drechmeria coniospora, 1218 nucleotides long. RefSeq lists its product as uncharacterized. Gene Ontology annotation, cellular component: endoplasmic reticulum membrane. Gene Ontology annotation, molecular function: ATP-dependent diacylglycerol kinase activity. Bases 1 to 1218 code for a protein of 405 amino acids. Gene Ontology annotation, biological process: phosphatidic acid biosynthetic process. NCBI's taxonomy places the organism in Eukaryota, Fungi, Ascomycota, Sordariomycetes, Hypocreales, Ophiocordycipitaceae. The record is from RefSeq and is a predicted model, not a curated record. The transcript has a single exon.
AUGUCGCUGCGACGCAAGUCUGGCGUUCCCGACACGCCCCGCGUCAUCUCGCCGAGCCCGACGCCGUCGGAGCAGGACAGUCCCGAGUUCGGCGGGCUGACGACGCGCUCGGCGGCCGCGCGGAAGCGCAUGUCGGCGUCGCAGCCGUUGGAGGAGCGUGGCUCCGAGGAUGAGGUCGACGGCGUGCCGGGGCUCCGAAGAUCUCGGACGAGAAGCCGAUCGCCGAUGGACAGCCGACAGCUCUCGCGCAUGACGCCCAGCCACUCCAGCCUGGCAACGAAGACGAAGACGAAGACGAAGGCGAAGGCGACGGCGACGGAGACGGCCAAGGGUGCGGCGGCGGCGGCGGCGAGCAACGGAAAGCUCGUUCCCUCCAACGGUCACCUGGCCCCUCCGCAGCCGACGUCGCUCCUGGGUUGGAGCUGGCGCGACUUCAGCCGCAGCCCAAGCCCUCUCGGCCUGAUUCCCAUCCACAGACACUGGAGGACCUUUGUGCACAAGCACGAGGUCCCCCGCAAGGCGCUCCACGUCUCCAUCGGCUUUUUCGUCGUCUGGCUGUACGUGGCCGGCACGCAGACGAGUUCGGUGCCGCCGUACCUGAUGGCGGCCCUGAUCCCCAUCGCCACGACCGACUGGCUGCGACACCGGUACGAGUCGGUCAACCGGCUGUACGUCAAGCUCCUGGGCGCGCUGAUGCGCGAGAGUGAAUACUCGGGCUGGAACGGCGUCAUCUUCUACCUCCUGGGCGCCUGGAUCGUCCUCUACUCCUUCCCCAAGGACGUCGGCGUCAUGAGCGUCCUGCUCCUCAGCUGGUGCGACACGGCGGCGAGCACCUUUGGACGCCUCUGGGGACGAUACACGCCCAGGCUCCGGCGCGGAAAGUCUCUGGCCGGCUCCUUUGCCGCCUUCCUCGUCGGCGUCGCCACCUCGUACUUUUUCUACGGCUGGCUCGUCCCGACGCUGGGGCCGAUGCCGGGCGACGAGAAGUUCAUGUUCACCGGUGCUCUGUCGCUGCCGCGCGCCUUGACGGAUGCCAUGGGCCUUUCGCACGACUCGGCCUCCGUUACGGGCGCGCUGGCCCUCGGCAUGGUGAGCCUCUGGUCUGGCUUCGUCGCCUCGGCCAGCGAGGUGGUGGACAUUUUCGGCUGGGACGACAACCUGACCAUCCCCGUCCUCAGCGGCAUCGGCAUCUGGGGAUUCCUAAAGGUCCUCGGCUAG